Benincasa hispida (wax gourd) is the source of this 2076-nucleotide messenger RNA. Its product is annotated as Transducin/WD40 repeat-like superfamily protein. The record is from RefSeq and is a predicted model, not a curated record. Lineage: Eukaryota; Viridiplantae; Streptophyta; Magnoliopsida; Cucurbitales; Cucurbitaceae. Gene Ontology annotation, molecular function: protein binding.
CAUAAUUAAUUAUGAUUGGUAAUACUAGAAUUGAUCGAACUUCGACCGGCGGUUUAUUGCAGGCACGGCGAGUCGGUAGUCGACAUCGGCACUUCAAAUUCCCUGCUCGUCUGAACUUCCGCCUCGAAAGUCCACCGCUUCAAAACUCUUCCGCUGUAAUAUAUACUUGGAAUCGCUGCUUCCACCACCACCUUCUGUAAAGUCAUGCCACCAGAUCUACCUGGCUAUUACUAUGAUGCCCAGAAGAACAGGUAUUUCGCUCUCAAAGGCCCAUUACCUGGUUCUUCUCGUACUUCUUCCUCCUCCUCUUCAGCCCCUCAUCAUAAACGAGUUUCCAAGUCCACUCCGACAGUCAAUUCCUGUUCGAAGGCUGACUUAAGAACCGUGAAGCUGAUUCAAGCCAGGGAGUUAUAUGGUGAUGUCAUUGCUUCCGGUAAAGGAAAGUGUAACUUCAAGGAGAAAUUCCAAAAUUUACUGGCAUCUAAACCAGUGGUUUGGAAAUACCGGGGAACGGAUACAAUGGGGGAUAGUGCUUUGCAAGAAACAUCCAUUAACGUGGACACCCUAGAGGGUAAAAGGGAAUCUUCUGUUCUAUUGACGGGCAAUAUAAGUGGCUCCUUGAGUUUUUUUGAAGUUGGAGAGGGUAAUCAACAUAUUGGGCGUGGAGUAAACUGUUGUCCAGAACUUGUUUGGCCAUCGGCUGGAGAAAAUCAAAUGGUUGGAGAAGUUCCUGGAGAUGUUUGGCAACUUUCUGGUGCUUCAUUGCAAAUGUCGUCAAACAUAUCUUGUAUAAAGUUGUUUAAGAAGCGCUUUCCUUUGGUGCAUGAUGAUGUUUCAGAUAUUCAACAUGCACUAAUAAGUACAUUGGGAUCCGACACAUCUGGUGGAUCAGUUUAUAUUCUUAAUCUUGUUGAACCGUUGGAUUUUAAUCGAACCAUUCCUGUCAUUAGACGAAGGAUACAUGAGGUUGCUUCUUUCAAUUGUUCCAUCUGGACAGCUGAUUGUCAAUCUUGUGGAGGUAGAGCUGUGAUCGGAACGGACAUGGGAGCUGCUUCAGUUGAUAUGGGAACUGGCAGGAUAUCAUGGAUCUUACAUGGUAAAAGUGACAUUUUUGCGCUACAACUCAUUCAUUCGGAAAAUGUUGUCCUGUGUGGACUUAGAAAUGGCAUGAUUGUAACAAUUGAUACUCGUGAAAGACAGGAAGUAGUCAACAGACUUUUAAGGCAUCGAAUUCCUUACUUGCCUGUAGAUCGAAGAAACUCUGGAACGUCCUCUCAGCAAUGGUAUAAGCUCACUGGGAACAUUUUUCCUUCUUGUACGGUUAAGAUGCCUUCAUCCAUAUCGAGCUUGGUGUCGCUCCAGUUUGACGACCGAUACUUUUUGGCAAGCUCCAUGGAUGGAUCGGUAAGACUUUAUGAUCAUCGCCUGAUCCAGAGAGGUGCCGUACAAACCUAUGAUGGGCAUGCAAAUUCACAUACUCGUAUACAGCUUGGAGUUGAUCCCACUGAGACGUUUGUCGCGUCCGGUGGAGAAGACCAAAACUUUCGUCUAUGGAAUAUCAAGUCUGGAAAACUGAUCUUUGAGGAUAAGUUUGUUGACGCUGUCCCCUCAACCAUAUGCUGGCGAAGGACUAGAAGAUUUCCAAGAGGGCAGGAUGGAUACCUAGGCUGUGAAGAUCAUAGUUCGGGAGCAUGGCUUGGGUCACACGGAGGACUUCAUUAUGUGAGCUGGCCAAGGACAUAAGUGAACAUGAACUUGCACGAGGAUUUCUGGCCAACUUUCCAAAAUUAUGAUACUUUAACCUUCAAAGAAGUUUUGCUUUUACGUAGAUAUGAUUCAGAUAGGAAUGAAGCCACUCAGCGAGAAAGUUCACCGGUAGCCUUUUUAAAAAAAUUAUAUAUAUAUAUAUUGUAAAGUCGUCAGCGAUUCAAUUGUUUAAUAUUCUUCUUUUGUAGUAUUUAAUACAAGAACCAGACAUUUGUUGAUGUAAAAUAGUACCAGGUUCAAGAAUCUAUAUUUAGGGGUCUAUUUUGGUUGGGAAGAAUUCUAUUUGUAUAUUUAUUCAUUUCAGUGAAA